Hordeum vulgare subsp. vulgare (domesticated barley) is the source of this 3786-nucleotide messenger RNA. Its product is annotated as AP-2 complex subunit alpha-1-like. Gene Ontology annotation, molecular function: clathrin-cargo adaptor activity. The coding region runs from base 134 to 3355 and encodes 1073 amino acids. Gene Ontology annotation, biological process: clathrin-dependent endocytosis; intracellular protein transport. The record is from RefSeq and is a predicted model, not a curated record. Lineage: Eukaryota; Viridiplantae; Streptophyta; Magnoliopsida; Poales; Poaceae. The transcript is spliced from 26 exons. Gene Ontology annotation, cellular component: AP-2 adaptor complex; membrane coat.
UCACCCCCCACAACCACCUCCGCGCGCCGAUCCGCCCCCGCGGCCAGGCAGAGGGUUUUGCUCGCUCCCUCCGGGGCGGCCAGAUCUCGCGCGGCGGCGAGCAGAUCUGGGCCGGGUCCCCGCCUAGAGAAGGAUGGCGCUCUCGGGGAUGCGGGGGCUGUCCGUCUUCAUCAGCGACAUCCGCAACUGCCACAACAAGGAGCAGGAACGCCUCCGCGUAGACAAGGAGCUCGGCAACAUCCGAACCCGCUUCAAAAACGAGAAGGGAUUGUCGCAUUACGAGAAGAAAAAGUAUGUUUGGAAAAUGCUUUAUAUACAUAUGCUGGGUUACGAUGUUGAUUUUGGACAUAUGGAAACUGUUUCUUUGAUAUCCGCGCCGAAGUAUCCCGAGAAACAGGUUGGAUACAUCGUGACAUCUUGCUUACUUAACGAGAACAAUGAUUUUUUAAGGAUGGUCAUAAAUACAGUACGCAAUGACAUCAUAGGCCGAAAUGAGACUUAUCAGUGCUUAGCGUUGACGAUGGUAGGUAAUAUUGGCGGGAAAGAAUUUUCUGAGUCGUUGGCCCCUGAUGUCCAGAAACUUCUUAUUUCAAGUAGCUGCCGGCCUGUUGUCAGAAAGAAGGCUGCUCUAUGCCUUCUGCGACUUUAUAGGAAGAACCCAGAUGUUGUGAAUAUCGAUGGCUGGUCUGAUCGGAUGGCACAACUUCUAGAUGAGCGUGAUCUAGGUGUGCUGACAUCUGUCAUGAGCCUUUUUGUCUCACUAGUAUCUAAUAAUGCUGAAGCAUAUUGGAAUUGCCUUCCAAAGUGUGUAAGAAUAUUGGAGAGGAUGGCAAGAAACCAAGAUAUUCCCCAAGAAUACACCUACUAUGGAAUUCCAUCUCCUUGGCUUCAGGUUAAGGCAAUGAGAGCUCUUCAGUACUUCCCUACCAUUGAAGAUCCUAGUGCAAGGCGAGCUUUGUUUGAGGUUUUACAGCGUAUUUUGAUGGGUACUGAUGUUGUUAAGAACGUCAACAAGAAUAAUGCCUCACAUGCUGUCCUCUUUGAAGCUCUUGCUCUGGUAAUGCAUCUUGAUGCUGAAAAGGAGAUGAUGUCCCAAUGCGUGGCUCUUCUCGGCAAGUUUAUUGCUGUCAGGGAGCCCAAUAUUAGGUAUCUUGGUCUGGAGAACAUGAGUAGAAUGCUGUUAGUAACAGAUGUACAGGAUAUAAUAAAAAGGCACCAGGCUCAGAUCAUUACGUCUUUGAAGGAUCCAGAUAUCAGCAUUAGAAGGCGGGCUCUUGAUUUGCUGUAUGGCAUGUGUGAUGUUACAAAUGCAAAGGAAAUUGUUGAGGAGUUGUUGCAGUAUCUUAACACAGCUGAAUUUGCAAUGCGUGAAGAGCUGGCUCUGAAGGCAGCCAUUCUUGCAGAGAAGUUUGCUCCAAAUCUUUCAUGGUAUGUUGAUGUUAUACUUCAGUUGAUAGACAAAGCAGGAGAUUUUGUAAGUGAUGAUAUAUGGUAUCGAGUGGUACAGUUUGUCACCAACAAUGAGGAUCUUCAGGCAUAUGCUGCAGCUAAGGCAAGGGAAUACCUUGACAAGCCUGCUUUGCAUGAGACCAUGGUCAAGGUCAGUGCUUACCUUCUUGGAGAGUAUGGCCACCUUUUGGCCCAAAGACCUGGUUGUAGCCCCAAGGAGUUGUUUACCAUUAUAAAUGACAGGCUCCCAACAGUAUCGUCAAGUACUGUUGCCAUUAUUAUCUCAGCCUAUGCCAAGAUACUUAUGCACACUCAGCCUCCUGAUGCGGGACUGCAGCAACAAAUCCUGACAAUAUUUAAAAAGUACCAAUUUACUCGUUCUGCUUUGAUGACGUGCCACCUUUUGUAUGUCUGUGAAGUUUUUUUUACGCUUACAUUACAUUUCAGGCAUGAGAGUUAUAUUGAUGUUGAAAUUCAGCAGAGAGCAGUUGAAUAUUUUGAACUAAGCAGAAAGGGUCCUGCUUUGGCUGAUGUAUUGGCUGAAAUGCCAAAAUUUCCUGAACGUGAGUCUGCUCUGUUGAAAAAGGCUGAAGAUGCUGAAGUUGACACAGCAGAGCAGAGUGCCAUAAAACUGCGAAGUCAGCAACAAUCAUCCAGUGCUCUUGUUGUAGCUGCUCAGCCCCCUGUAAACGGACCAGCACCAGCUGCUAAUCAUCUCACUCUUGUGAAGAUGCCAAGUCAAAAUAUUGCUGAUGAGAGCAAUGUCAGUCAUGACAGUCAUGAAGAAACCGCAGUAGAAGCUCCUAAAGAAAAUGGUGCUCCCGUCGAAGUUCAGAGAAAUGUCGAGAUCAUCCCUGAGACCGCUCCUGUUAGUAAAGUUGAGCCUCCUGCAUCUCAUCCUGCUUCUCAAGCAGACCUCCUUGCAGACCUUUUGGGCCCGCUUGCAAUAGAGGGUCCUCCUGCUGCUGUAGAGCAAAUUCCUGCUCAAGGCUUGGAGGCUAAUCAAAGUCCAGUAGGUGACUUGGCACUAGCUACCCUUGAGGACCAGUCCAACUCUGUUCAGCCAAUUGUCAAUGUUGAGGAGAAGUUCAAUGUAUUGUGCACGAAAGAUAGUGGAGUUCUGUAUGAGGAUCCUAACAUCCAGAUUGGUUUGAAAGCAGAGUGGCGGGCCCAUCAUGGUCGUCUUAUUCUUUUCCUGGGGAAUAAAAACACUUCGCCUCUUAUGUCAUUGCGGGCUCUGAUUUUGCCUCCUAGCCAUUUCAAAGUGGAGCUCUCGUCAGUUCCUGAUACUAUUCCUCCUAGAGCACAGGUGCAAAUCCCAGUCGAGGUUACAAAUCUCCGCGCGAGUAGAGAUGUUGCUGUUCUUGAUUUCUCAUAUAAACAUGGAGCAACACUGGUGAACGCUAAACUUCGGCUCCCUAUUGUAUUGCAUAAAUUCUUGCAACCUAUAACACUUUCCCCUGAAGAUUUUUUCGCCCAUUGGAAAACAUGGAAUGUUCAGUCACUCAAGGUUCAGGAAGUGGUUAGAGGUGUAAAACCAUUACCUAUUCCUGAGAUGGCUAGUCUUCUCCUGAGCCUUCAUCUGGCAGUUACUCCUGGACUUGAUACCAACCCCAACAACAUGGUGGCGUGCGCUACAUUCUUUUCGGAAACAACCAAUGCCGCGCUUUGCUUGGUGAGAGUUGAGACAGAUCCCCAAGACAGGACCCAACUCCGGCUAACAGUGGCAUCAGGAGAUCAAAAUCUGACAUUCGAGUUGAAGGAGUACAUCAAGGAACAUUUGAUCGACAUCCCGAGGGCUCGAGUGACCUCCCCUCCUGCACCGCAACAAGCGCAGGUGGCUCCAGCAGCAACAGCCCCCGCGACAUAUAACGACCCUGGUGCCAUGCUAGCUGGGUUGCUAUGAAACCAGACGAUAUUGAAACAAACAAGUAGCAUCGACGUGCAUUGCAGUAGUUUGAUGGUCUGAGGAUCUAAUUAACACCGCCAGUCCAGUCCAGUCCAGAAGCUUGUAUCUUGCUGCUGCCAUGAAGACGACGAAGCGUGCUGAUAAGGACUGGGCAGGAAGAGCUGGCGGAGGGCAGAGAUAGUAGCGGCGAGGGCUGCGUCGAUGGAUCGAUGAUAAUCGGUGGUUUUCCAUUAGCGUGUAAUCGUUGUUGUCGUGUUCCUUGGCUUGAGAUGUAUACUAUUACAACUAUAGUACGUACCUCGGAAUCCCUGCUAGGGGUGUGGUGGUGUUGGUGGUGGUGGUGAGGUUUGACGACAUAUGUAGCAUUUUGUGCUUGUGGGUGUGUGUUUAUAUCGAGAAGAAAAAAGAAGGUUGCUAGGAAUCUUUAA